CUUAAAGACAGGGGCGUGCUAAGUUCUUCCUUUUCCGGUCGGGGCUGAGGCGGAGGCGGGUGGGAGCACGGUGUGCUCUGCCGCCGCCACCAGCGCCAGCACCAUGGCUUGUGCUCGACCAUUAAUAUCUGUGUACUCCGAGAAGGGGGAAGCAUCAGGCAAAAAUGUCAGCUUGCCUGCUGUUUUCAAGGCCCCCAUCCGCCCGGACGUGGUGAACUUUGUUCACACCAAUCUGCGCAAGAACAACAGGCAGCCCUAUGCUGUCAGUGAGCUUGCAGGUCACCAGACCAGUGCCGAGUCCUGGGGUACCGGGAGAGCCGUUGCUCGUAUUCCUCGAGUGCGAGGUGGUGGAACUCACCGCUCUGGACAGGGUGCCUUUGGAAACAUGUGUCGUGGAGGCCGCAUGUUUGCCCCAACCAAGACCUGGCGACGUUGGCACCGUCGAGUGAACAUUACUCAGAAGCGUUAUGCCAUCUGCUCUGCCCUGGCAGCAUCUGCCCUUCCAGCGCUGGUCAUGUCUAAAGGUCACCGUAUUGAGGAGAUCCCAGAGCUUCCUCUGGUUGUUGAGGACAAAGUCGAGAGUUACAAGAAAACCAAGGAAGCUGUUCUGCUGCUUAAGAAGCUUAAAGCUUGGAAUGACAUCAAAAAGGUUUAUGCCUCCCAGCGUAUGCGAGCUGGGAAGGGUAAAAUGAGGAAUCGCCGUCGCAUCCAGCGCAGGGGACCUUGCAUCAUCUACAACGAGGACAAUGGUAUAAUUAGAGCAUUCCGGAAUAUCCCAGGAAUUACUCUUCUUGAUGUGAACAAGCUCAAUCUGCUCAGACUUGCUCCUGGGGGCCACGUUGGACGUUUCUGCAUUUGGACAGAAAGUGCCUUCCGCAAGCUGGAUGAUCUGUAUGGCACCUGGCGCAAGGCUGCCACACUCAAGAGUGACUACAACCUGCCUAUGCACAAGAUGACCAACACGGACAUUGGAAGAAUCAUGAGAAGUCAGGAAAUCCAGAAGGCUCUGCGUGCUCCCAAGAAAAAGAUUCACCGCAGAGUCCUGAAGAAGAAUCCACUGAAGAAUCUGAGAAUCAUGAUCAAGUUGAACCCCUAUGCUAAAACCAUGCGGCGCAACACCAUCCUGCGUCACGAAAAGAACCAUAAACUUAGGGAAGAGAGGAGGGCAAAGGCCAAGCUUGGAGACAAGGUCCCAGCGGAGCCCAAGGCAAAGACUGCAGUCAAGACUGCCAAGACGACUGCCAAGACUGCCAAGACUACUCCCAAGACUCCUGCCAAGGCUGAGGCGUAAGCCCUCUGCAGAACUUCAUCCACUUAGUUCAGCAAACUGUACUGUGGGUUUACAGCUAAUAAAUGCUCUUGGAACAGAGAA
Messenger RNA from Pogoniulus pusillus (Red-fronted tinkerbird), 1372 nucleotides. It is a transcript of the gene RPL4, whose product is annotated as ribosomal protein L4. Lineage: Eukaryota; Metazoa; Chordata; Aves; Piciformes; Lybiidae. The coding region runs from base 104 to 1291 and encodes 395 amino acids. Gene Ontology annotation, molecular function: RNA binding; structural constituent of ribosome. Gene Ontology annotation, biological process: translation. Gene Ontology annotation, cellular component: cytosolic large ribosomal subunit; ribosome. The transcript has 10 exons. The record is from RefSeq and is a predicted model, not a curated record.